AUGCAGGGUAAUAAGAAGUGCACAGACGGGUUCAGCGACUCCUCGAGCAUCGGCAGCGUGCUGGACGAUGCCGACAGGGAGGUUAGCAGCCUCACAGACCGGGCCUUCCGGAGCUUGUGCAUCUCAGAGGACACAUCCUUCAACGACUCUGACCUGACCCUGUCCCCGGACAUCACCCGCCAGGUGCUGGGGACUUUUCACCAGGGAACAGUAAGCCACACCCACAGGAAAAGCAGCAUCUGGAGCCAGUUACCGUCGCAAGGCACCGAGCAUGCGGGCUGGGCGGCCACGUUCCAACAGCUACCCAAGUACGUUCAAGGGGAGGAGAAGUACCCCAAGAGCAGCCCCCCACUGACACCAGCCCAGAGGAGACUGGAAGUGCCCCUUUCCGGCCUGAGGAGCAGCAGCAAGCCGGCUUCGAAAGUGUCAUCACUAAUUAAAUCUUUUGACAGGACUGAGAGCCAACGUUGUGACAGCAGGCCUCCGACCAGUAAGCCCCCAGCUCUCAAAAAUCCCCCUAAAUUUGCUCCUCUUCCAGAAAGUGGUGUCAACUUCUGCUUCGAUUCUGCAUUUCUGACCGUCAGGAGGGUGCCUGCUGAAGUCUCUAGCGCCCAUCAGAUUAGCCACCAGUCUGGAAGGAAGCACGGAGAGCAGGAGUCCCCUAAGAAUCCCGAAAUGGCCUGUCAUGGCUCCAGCAGCUUCCUCCCAACACCCGAUAACGCAGCCAGCUCGUUUGAGUCCAAGUUCCCAUCCCCGCCCCACAAGCCAGCCCAGGGUGAGCCCGGAAGAGGUAAGGAGUGGCCCCGCAAGGGAACCUUUCUUCAUAGUGAAAACAGUGCUUUUGAGUCAUGGAACGCCCACCAACCGAGGCUGCCCGAGAGAAAGGAGGUCGCUGACCCUGUCCCAGAAAGCAAAACUCCCAAGCAUUACGAGGAUGCACCCAUGUUAAGAGAGCCCCCUGCCCCUGAACACAGAGUCUCCCCCUGCCAAGCCCGGGCCAGCUGCAGCCAGGAGGAGAAGAGGUUGGCAGCAGCGGCUCUCACCACGUCUGGACCCUGGGGAGCUAGGGAUCCAGGAGCCCAGGCAUUCGCUGUGGAGGGAAAAGCUUCAAGCUCACAGCCUGACCCUCAGAUGAAGCCGACCCAGGCCCCAUGGAGGAAACCAAAGCCUGGCAAAGGAAGGAAAGAAAGUCUACCAGAUGCUUCGGAAGAGAAGAAGCAGGCCACCAGAAGGGGCCCAGCCUUGUAUACAAAACACAAUCCCCAGGAUCAAUUUCCAGAAAACGAGGCUCUUGACCUGCCCAUGGACCCCAACGAGCAUUAUAGUCCUCCUUUUAACAUCAGUAAGCUUCUGACACCCGUCAUCCCCACCAAGCAUGUCCUGGAGCCAUCCGACAGCCAGCCGGUGGAGAUGACCCCAUCACCCCCAGGACAGCUGAAUGGGUACCAAGAAAAGGAGCCCAGUGAAGGUCAGUCUAGGGACAGCUACAGAUCCAAAGCCCCCAGCCUGCUGUUCAACCUCAAGGACGUGCGGAAGCGUGUGAAGAGCACGUACAGCCCCUCACCACUCCUGAAGGGCCUUGAGGAGAAAACCAGAGGCAAGCAAGAACCCGUGAGCAAUGGCGUCCUCCUUCCCAAUGGGCUGGAGGAGAGCCCUUCAAAUGAGCUUCCUAAGGAGAGACCAGCUGAUGGCUCUUCUGGGUCGCACAUGAGUACCCAGAAGGACUCUGACGCUGACCCCGGUGCACCCUCUUCAGAGACCUGUCUAACUCUUAGCUCACCCCCAGCUACCACCCAAGCCCCUUUCUGCAUCAACGGGGAGGGAGCUAACAGAAACAGCUACGAGAAAGACGAUGGAGACCCAGAGAUGGGUAUCAUCAGGUCGGGCAAGAAUCCAGACGCCGGCAAACCCUGCCCCAGGAAGCGUCUGUCCCUGAGGCUUUGCAGCAGAGAGCCUGAGGCAGGGAAGGCUGCAGAGAAACCUAAGACCCCCAGCCUUGAGAAGGGGUUCCUGAGAUCCGUGUCUCAAGAGACAGAACCUGAGAGAGACGCAGGACUGCAGAAUUCCAACUUGAACCAGAAAUUCUCCCCAGGGCCCCUCUCUCCCGAAGAAGAAGAUGUGUUUUACAGUGACACCCAAUCAGAUUUCAUGCCAGGCUGCAAAAGUAAGGCCAAGUUCAGCACCAGCUCUUCAGACCAGUCCUUUGCCUCAUUUGAGGAUCAGCAGAAAACGUGGUUCACCGAGAGCCAGCAGGAAGACAGGAGGAAUGACGGAAGUGCAGGAGACAGUCGGAAGGACGAGAAGGAGAAAGCGAUGGGGAGCGAUGAGCUCCAGCACGGUGCCCUGAGUAAUGCGCCCGCGUGUGUGCAGGAGCACAGCAAGGGGGAAUCAUUGCAAGGAGAAGGGGAAGGUUUGUCUGGAUGUAGACCCAGGGGAGCAUCGGGAGAGGAGGCUAACUUCAGAGGUACUUGGAUGGGGGGAAGUAAGGAUACAGCCAAAGAAUUUACCCCCUCGCCAUCUUCCACUUCAAACAAGCACAUACUGUUUGCGAUUAAAGACAACACCCUCAGGGCCACCCCUGUGAUAAAACCCAUCAUGCUGCCCCUCCUGAGGACCAUGUCAUCAGAGGACUCACUGGGUGGCAGCCACAAAGAGGAUGACUUGCCAAAGCCAGGCUGGGGAGAAGAGGCUGGUCUUGGUGGCUCUGAGAGCAAGGAAAUGGCCAACAUCCCAACCCCCGCUAGCAUGCAGGACACACACUCGAAGCACACAGCCUGGGAGGGCACGGAGCACCAUGGGCGAGUGCCCAGCAUGGCCCAGAUGGAGAUUUCCCAGCCAGUCCCAACCAGAAUUGGCCCAUCUCCUCCACUCAUGGGAGAGGGUGAAGGGCUGAAGCCACCCCCAGAGGAUGCACGUCACCUUGUGGCAAACAAAGGCAAGAACAGUUCCACGGACCAGGGGAAGCUGGAUGCUCCAAGGGGUAUCCCCACCAUCGCUUUGCCCCAAGGCGAGGCAGAAGACCAGCAACCCCCACAGCAGCUGGGAAUGUGUUGGGAAGAACACACACAAGACUUCAAAAGUCACUUAUUGUCUACACCCAGAGCAGGGCCCCCAGGGAGAAGACUGGUGCCCGGGGAGAUGGCUGUUUCUCCUAAUGCCAGCUCCCUGGAUGAGAGCAACGCGUGCUCUCCUGCCGCCAGCAGCAUCUGGGAUGAUGCUUCCCAGGCCCCCACUGAGCCGGGCCCGCUGCCAGGGCUGUCUCCUCACCCUAGUCCCUGGGCCGGCCUCUACCCGGCCAGGGUCGCCCGGCGGGAGGACCUGACACACGCCCUCACGUGGGAGGCUGGCUCGGACCCCCAACUUGAGCCAUCCGCGGAAGACCUCAGGACCCUUUCUCCAAGAGGUUCAGUGCUGGACAUGGCCAGCAGCUCUGCAGGCCUCCCUGAGAAACAAGAGCCCCCUGCUCCACUCGAGAGGGCGGUCGGCAAGCCACCGGCGGUCCCACCCAAAACAGAGAAGGCCCUGCGGCGGGCAAAAAAGCUGGCAAGCAAGAGGAGAAAGACCGACCAACUGCAAGAGAAGCAUGGUGAACCCGAUGAAGAAAAGCCCCUCCUGGAGGACUGGGAGCGCAGGCCACCAUCGCCUGGAGAGAGGCCCCGACCCAGGUUCCCCGAGGUCCGUUCCGUCCCCCCUCCCACCCACCGCCACUCAGUGUCUGCCUUCUCAGAGCCACUCAGGAGGCAGCCUGGGGGGUCCCAGUCCCUUAUGCCUCUGGUCCCUUACCCUGCCACCCAGAAGGUCCUCCAAGACCCCCAAUCUGGAGAGUACUUUGUCUUCGACCUGCCACUCCAGGUGAAAAUCAAGACCUUCUAUGACCCAGAGACAGGCAAAUAUGUCAAGGUCCCCAUCCCAUCCUCUGAGGGGGGUUCCCCUGAGCCGCCCUCACCAAACACACCUGCUUCUCCCUACAUGCUGUAUCCCCACUUCCGGGCCCUGCCAUUGAUGCCGCUGCGCUGCUCCUCUCAGCUCUCCGCCCCCACCUUCUUCAGGCAGGGCCCACACACCCCCGAGGUGGCCGGCCCGGGGUCCCAGAGGGCCCGUGAGGCUGGCAUGCCAAUGGCACCUCCCCGGCGCUCAGGGGAGGAGGGGGGAGAUGCUCCGCGCCUGGGCAUCAUCUCCACCAAUGACCUAGAGGACUUCGCCACAGAAGGCAUUUCUUGAGAAUUACAGCAGAAUAACUCCCCCUCAAAUAAACCCAGAAGAACUUAUUUCCCCUUUCCCCCAAAUGAUCAGUCACUUAUACACACACACACACACACACACACACACACA
Messenger RNA from Enhydra lutris kenyoni (northern sea otter), 4332 nucleotides. Its product is annotated as chromosome unknown C10orf71 homolog. The record is from RefSeq and is a predicted model, not a curated record. The coding region runs from base 1 to 4221 and encodes 1406 amino acids. The transcript has a single exon. Gene Ontology annotation, biological process: positive regulation of calcineurin-NFAT signaling cascade. Gene Ontology annotation, cellular component: Z disc. Lineage: Eukaryota; Metazoa; Chordata; Mammalia; Carnivora; Mustelidae.